CCCCGCUGCUUACUUCACAAAUCUGGCAACACGAAUUUUGCACACAGAGAACGCAAACAUGGCUGCAGAGGAGGAAAGCGAAGUCACUUCUGCUGGAAUUUUUCAGGAAAUCUUCACGUCCCCGCUAAACCUGACCCUGCUCAGCCUCUGCUUGUUUCUUCUCUACAAAAUCUUCCGCGGAGACAAGCAGCCGGACUUUGGUGAGGUGGAAACACCGCUGCCUAAACUGAAAAAGAAGGAUUACACUUUGGCGGAGCUGAAGCCCUACGAUGGACUCCAGAAUCCUCGAAUCCUCAUGGCUGUCAACGGGAAGGUAUUUGACGUGACCAGAGGGAAGAAGUUCUACGGGCCAGAGGGGCCCUACGGCGUGUUUGCUGGCCGGGACGCUUCCAGAGGCCUGGCCACCUUCUGCUUGGACAAAGAGUCUCUGAAGGACGAGUACGACGACCUGUCGGACCUGAACGCCAUGCAGCAGGACAGCCUGGCUGAGUGGGAGGCUCAGUUCACCUUUAAAUACGACUACAUCGGCAAGCUCCUGAAGCCCGGAGAGGAGCCCACAGAGUACACCGACGACGACGAGGGGAAGGACAAGAAGGGCGACUAGAGCAGAGCGAGCGGCGAUCUGACGGAUGCCUUAGUGUUGGUUAAAUGACACAUUCAACUUUUAUUUAGUUCCAGUCUGUACACACUACUACUGCUUAAGGACCAAUCCAUGUUUAUCCACUUUUCUCAUCUUUGAGGACAUUAACCGACGCUCCGCUGCCAGCUCGAGCUUCAGCUCACUUCCUGUGUUUUAUCUCACGACUGAUUGGCUGUUGGAUUCAUUUCCACAAUAUUUCAAGAAGUAGAUCUCAUUUUAAUCAAAAUAAUUCGAUGAAAGCUGGAAAGUCUUUGACCAGAAAUAUGUUUUUUUUUUCUUACGUUAUUAGAAAUCCCUUAGUCUUUUUAUUUUUAAAUAAAAACUACCUUUAGAGAUAGAGCGGAUUGUUAGUCACCAACAAGUGAGACGUUUAGAUCAUCUCAUCUCGAGCUUCUUCUGAAUCUAUAUCAAAACUGCAACAAAACCAAACAUUUGCAGCUUUUUGCUCUGUAGUUUUCUCCUCGCGUUCACAGCUUUUCUAUCUUCAUCUCUGCUGCAAUACUCAUAAAUUGCAGUCACUCUCUCUUAAAACUAAGUGAUACAUUUCAAAUAAAGAAAAAUACUUUUUAAAAACCCAUCAUUUUUUUUGUGUGCGUGACUUAUUGUUCAGUUUGAAGAGAAAUAACCUGUGAUGAUCAUGUUGGAGCCCUCAAACAAACACUUCACAAAAUUAUAAUCCCAUGAUGGAAAAGACUCUUCUCUUAAACAAUUUCAAUCCAUACUGUUUUCUUCAGGCAAUCAAAGCAUUAGUAAUGCAUCCUUAUAAUAAAGUUUGUGUAGUUCUACAGAAAUUGUUUAUAUUUGUAGAGAUUACUUAAAGAAGAUGCUAUUUUCCUGACUGCAGAGGUUUUUUUGUAUUGAAGCUUCACUGUUGUCAUCCCUUUAACUUCUCAUAAGGUGAUUUUAAUUUUACAUGUACAUAAUAUUCUUCUGUCAUUAUGUGAUAAUCCUCAAUGAUAUUUUUGAUUUAAUAAAAAAAUGCAAAAUGAUGACUUGAA
Oryzias melastigma (Indian medaka) is the source of this 1638-nucleotide messenger RNA. It is a transcript of the gene pgrmc1, whose product is annotated as progesterone receptor membrane component 1. Lineage: Eukaryota; Metazoa; Chordata; Actinopteri; Beloniformes; Adrianichthyidae. The record is from RefSeq and is a predicted model, not a curated record. The coding region runs from base 59 to 604 and encodes 181 amino acids. Gene Ontology annotation, cellular component: endomembrane system; membrane. The transcript has 3 exons.